Molecule: messenger RNA, 162 nt
Organism: Plenodomus lingam JN3
Lineage: Eukaryota; Fungi; Ascomycota; Dothideomycetes; Pleosporales; Leptosphaeriaceae
Source: RefSeq, a predicted model, not a curated record
AUGGAGCAGAUGGUGGGGCAAAACCAACUGCUUCUUGACCAUCAGCCGUCCAUUGUUCAAAUGCAACCGUCAGCAACGAACAGGACAAUGACCGUCAGCGCACAUGGUAUCCUGGCUCUGGCACUGGAUAUGAUUUGCAAGACUUCCAAGAGCGAGGGUUGA